AUGUCGACCAGUCAGAUGGCUUGUUUAAUCGAGCCUGACAAGAGGAUCACUGGCAUCCAGCCACCGAACGCAAAUACAUUCCAUAAUUAUGGACACAGAAGUAUUCUCGAAACCCCAGACAACUCCGAAACUUCCACUGGCUCUGGAGGACGCCUAGUGGCAUCUUUUCCACAAACUAUCGUUGAGACUGCCGUUUUAGAAGUCAUUGUUAGUUUUGUGACGAGGUUCGAAACUCACGCUGUCGAACCCCAGAGGAGGGCUAAGUUAAAUAUAAAAGUCUUCGAAGAAAUCACCUUAGUAAGUAGCAUUGCUUUUAACGACGAAUAUGCCCCUACAGUUGAGCUUGCCAAGUUUACAGAAUACGCGUCAGACCUGAGGAGGUUAUUUUAUCGUUCUAACCCGCAUACAUAUCUAACAUACUUGGAAGAAGUCGCAGAGGCAGACCUUAAGAAAUUGACGGCACCAGCCAUACUUAAAUCAAACCCAUUUUUCAUAAUGCGACACAAUGAACAAGCCAAAGAU
Molecule: messenger RNA, 522 nt
Organism: Acaulospora colombiana
Lineage: Eukaryota; Fungi; Glomeromycota; Glomeromycetes; Diversisporales; Acaulosporaceae
Source: the annotation of a GenBank genome assembly